AUGGCUUCCGAAGAAGGCGCGUCCGCAGCCGCGCCGCCCCCACCGCCGUCCACCACUCCCGAUGUCAUGAACGACCCUCAGUUCGAUCCUGAGCCCGCUUCCUCCGACAAGACGGCAGACGACCCGGAUACUUGCAGGAUAUGCCGCGGCGAGGGGACCAAGGAGGAGCCACUGUUCUACCCGUGCAAGUGCAGCGGAAGCAUCAAAUUCGUCCAUCAGGACUGUUUGAUGGAAUGGCUGUCGCACUCGCAGAAGAAGCACUGCGAGCUCUGCAAGACUCCCUUCCGCUUCACCAAGCUCUACCACCCGCAAAUGCCCAGCAGCCUGCCCACCACCGUCUUUGUCCGCAGGGCCGUUGUCCACGUACUAAAACAUCUAAUGACAUGGUGUCGCGGCCUCCUCGUCGGGUCCGUCUGGUUGCUGUGGCUGCCGUGGUGCAUGCGCGUGAUAUGGCGUGCGCUGUUCUGGUGUGGUGACGGAGGCUUCGCCGGCGACUUGCACCGUGUAUCCAACUACCACCGUCGCUUCGCAGCAUCUACCGCCGCUGCCCCAACCAGUGCCGCUGGCGCAAGCGCGACAUCGUCCGCGAACCCCACCGGCCUUGCCGUCACUCUGGCUCCCUUCUCUCACUCUCUUCUGAAUAUGAGCGCCGGCGAGCCGACUGCUUACGUCUUAAUCAAAAAGUUUCUCCUUGGCCUGGGCCCAUUCCCUGAUAUCUUCAAUGCUUCCUUUACGAACUCGACCGAUAAUGCCACCUUUACUCAUACCAUUCCGAUCAGGCAGGCUACGCUCCUGUCAGACGUCUCCUUCCUCAGGUCCAUAACAUCUCAUCCCUCAGUCAACCGGCUGAUUCUCGACAUCAUCGAGGGCCAGAUAAUCACCGUCCUAGUUGUCAUCGCUUUCAUUCUUAUCUUCCUCAUCCGUGAGUGGGUGGUACAGCAGCAACCCGUUAUAAAUGUGGCAGCUAUGCAGGCACUCAACAAUCCCCCGCCUCACCCCCAACAACCACAUCAGGAUGCUGGAGAAGAUGCCGAGGGAGAACAGGAAGGGCAAAACGAGCAGGACGCAGACGAUAGCACUGGAGAUGAUGAUCGCUUUAGCGAUGUCUCAGACGAAUCGCUGGAGCGAUUUGCUGAACUCGAAGCCUCCGCCCACGAUGAUACUGUCGAACUCGGCACCGAACCGCCGGAAAUCGUACGAAAGAACCUCGGUCCCAUCCCCGAUGCAGACAUCCGUGAGGCAAUCAGACGGCAGCAAUUUGACAAAGUUGCAGCGCUUAUUGCCCAGCAUGACCCACUGGGCAGGAGAAUCCUUAGAAAAGAAUUAUUCGAUUGGAUUGAGAUGGUCAGCGACAAGGUCAGAGAAGGUCCACGGGAAACGGCAUUGGAGAAAUGGCUCGAGUUGCGCGAUUGGGCGAAGGAUUUUGAGGGCGUCAUCGUUCCGGCAGCAGCCCUAAAUGGUACUUCCAGACCAGUCCUCUUCGAGCCGGAUGGGUUCGAGUUAGCCAUCGCCGCAAACAAACGCUCUGGAAGCUCCGAUGUCAUUCCUCCCACAAUCGAGAGUGAAGAUGACACAACCGGCCUUACUGAGAGCUCGAGUCAACAAAGACCAACAAUGCCCGAGCGAGGACAAUCAUUCCUGGCAACGGAGAUACAACGCGAUCUGGAAGAAGCGACGCGGAGUUUCGCUUCGUUACCAGAGGCGCCUGAAGAGCAGGUUGCAGAUGCGGAAGGGGAACGCCAGAGCAACAGGAGCGAAGGAAGCUGGCAGCAAAUCAACGAGUCGGAUGUUGAAGGCAAAGAUCACCUCACCCCGGAAACCACGGAAGCAGAGGCUUCUAGCCAACCAGAGUCUCAGAUUGACAAUGGCGAGGGUUCCAGUUCCGCAGGAGCUCGGACAUCGGACCAGUCAACAGCAUCAUUCGCCUCUUUAGCUCCAGCACCAACCGAGCAAACAAUCGUACCUGAUCGUACCCCUAGUCAGGACAAUUCCACCGGUGCAGAGGUGCAACCUCGUCCCAACCAACCAGUUGCAGACGCAAGUCUCUGGGAACGUGUAUAUGAUUGGUUGUGGGGCGACAUUGCUCUUACGGACGAGGAUGGGGUCCCCGGCGCAAACGAGGAACACGUGGUUCAGAACUUGGCGGAUGAACCCCCCUUUGUCCAGCGCGAUGCAAUUCUAGGCGACGCUUUCGACGAUGAGGAUGCCGCUCGUGAUCCUGAAGUUGCUGCUGCUGCCGCUCAAGCAGGUAUCGACGUUAUGGAUCAAGAUGCAGUUGAGGAUGCUGAAGACCUUGAGGGUAUCAUGGAACUCAUCGGCAUGCAAGGGCCCUUGGUAGGACUGUUCCAGAACGCACUCUUCAGCGCCGUUCUUAUAUCCGCAACUGUUGCCGUUGCCGUCUGGAUCCCCUAUCUCUGGGGCAAGGUCGUUCUUCUCUCGCUGGGCAGGCCAGUUUGGUUGUUCCUGAAGCUACCUCUUCGCGUACUGUCAGCGACGGCGGAUCUCAUCGUAGAUUCGGUGCUCUUUGCUGGCGCGGCGGCCCUUUACUGGUCAAUUUUCGUUCUUCGGCUUCUGGUGCCCUUCAUUGGUUCCCACAAGUCUUUCGACUCAGCUGCCUCAUCUACGCGUACAGUCGCUGAAUCCGCCAUCGAGCGCGUAUCAAAAGUGUUCACGAUUGCCGGCACGAGCAUGAACUCGGACUAUCUGCAUCUAUCCAUUAGCUCCCAUGCUGCGCUCCGGUCACUGCAGCGCAGCUUCGGCGAAUGGUCAUACUCCAUCUGGACCGGGUUCACUGAGGUUCACAGCAAGAUUACAAACAUGGAAUCCUUCUCUGUGUUUUCUGCACUUGGGCGUUUCAUUGACUCGGGCAUUUCACUAGGGGCUGCUGUGGUCAACAGCGUCCGCGCAUCCUUACCAGCCAUUUCAAUGACCAACGGCCUUUCUCUGAAACUCGACACCGGGAACAGCACCGUCUCAGCCAUAGAUUCGAAUUUCGAGUAUUGGACGCCUAGUGAUCGCAUCAUCGCGAUCUUAGCAGGUUACACGUUCUUCGCGAUAGCCGGCGCGCUGUAUCUGAAGAGGGGUACCCCUUUCACUACAUCACAGAAUGGCCGAAGAGUGGAAGGCAUCAUCUCAGAGGUGUUGCAGCAAGCCGGCGGCGUCCUCAAAGUAAUCUUGAUAAUCAGCAUCGAGAUGAUCGCAUUCCCUCUUUAUUGUGGCAUUCUCCUCGAUGGCGCCUUGCUACCUCUGUUUGAGGAUGCAACAGUCUUCUCUCGGAUUGAGUAUGCUCGAACUUCUCCUUGGACCGCAGGAUUCGUCCAUUGGUUCGUUGGCACCUGCUACAUGUUCCAUUUCGCUCUGUUCGUGUCCAUGUGCAGGAAGAUCAUGCGAACCGGUGUUCUCUACUUCAUCCGAGACCCAGAUGAUCCAACUUUCCACCCCGUCCGCGACGUGCUUGAACGGAGCGUCACUGGCCAAUUGCGCAAGAUCGCCUUCAGCGCCUUUGUGUAUGGUGCGUUGGUCAUCUGCUGCUUGGGUGGAGUGGUUUGGAGUCUAUACUACGGAUUCACCGGCGUACUCCCGAUCCAUUGGGCGACGAACGAUCCGUCAAUGGAAUUUCCACUGGACUUGCUCUUUUUCAAUUUCCUCACGCCACUGGUCAUCAAGCUGUUCAAGCCCAGCGAUGGCCUUCACGAGAUGUACCGGUGGUGGUUCCGCAAGUGUGCGCGGGCCCUUAGGCUUUCCGACUUCCUCUUUGGAGAGAAGGAGCCGGAUGAACGUGGUCGACACGUCAGGCGUACUUGGUCAGCCUGGCUCCAGCGGAAGAGGGGCAACGUUGACAAGCCUGUGAUUGGCCGCGAUCGUCAAACACUGGCAGAAGAUCGGAACACUGAGGUGUACUUCCUUUUCGAUGGGAAGUAUGUUCGUGCGCCAGCCUCAGACCAGGUCCGCAUCCGCAGGGGUCAGUCUGUGUUCGUUGACGUCGAUGUAUUCGACCAUCGUACGGACGGAAGGCCUGAAGAUGACCCAGUCCACGGAAAAGACUCUGGCUUGACCCAGACGGUGUACAUCCCGCCACUUUUCCGCUUCCGUAUUUGCCUCUUCGUUGUCGCCAUCUGGCUCUUCGCUGCAGCUACUGGCGUUGGCGUCACCGUGAUACCCCUGCUCUUCGGCCGCCGUCUCUUUUCCAGCCUCAUGCCCGAAGGUUCCCACAUCAACGACAUCUACGCAUUCUCCGUCGGCGUCUACGUCCUCGGCGCCGCCGCCUACGGCAUCUUCCACCUGCGCAACAUCUUCAGUCUCGCCGCCGACUCGGUCCGCCACCCCUUCAACACGACCUACUCCACCUUCUCCACCCUCGGCCAGUACGCCGCGCAGACGGCGUCCGUCAUCUACGUCUACAGCGCGCUGAUCCUGCUCCUCCCCGUCCUCUUCGCCAUCUUCCUCGAAUUCUACAUCCUCAUCCCGCUGCACGCCUACCUCGGCCCCGGCGAGACGCACGUCAUCCACAUCAUCCAAGACUGGACGCUCGGCUUCCUCUACGCGCGCAUCGCCGCGCGCGUCCUGCUCUGGAACCCGCGCUCGCUCAUCUCGCGCGCCCUCCACGCCGUCGUCCGCGAGGGGUACCUCCGCCCCAACGCCCGCCUCGCCACCCGCGCCUUCGUCCUCCCCGUCGCCGCCUUCUUCGCCGCCACCCUCGCCCUCCCGCUCGCCGCCGCCCACGCCGCAAACGCGACCUAUUUCGCCGCCGCGCCCCAGAGUGCCAAGACGAUGGUGUACACGCUCGUCUAUCCGCUCGCGCUGUCGGUCGGGCUCAGCGCGUGGGUCGCGUGGGGCACGGUGCGCGCGACGGAGCGCUGGAGGCAGCGCAUCAAGGAUGAGGUGUAUUUGAUCGGGGAGCGGUUGCAUAACUUGGGGGAGAAGCGGGCGGGGUCGGGGAUCGUGACGGCCCCGGCGGCUGCUGGUGUCGAGGCGUGA
Messenger RNA from Diplodia corticola, 4977 nucleotides. RefSeq names its product ring finger membrane protein. The transcript has a single exon. The coding region runs from base 1 to 4977 and encodes 1658 amino acids. The record is from RefSeq and is a predicted model, not a curated record. Gene Ontology annotation, molecular function: zinc ion binding. Lineage: Eukaryota; Fungi; Ascomycota; Dothideomycetes; Botryosphaeriales; Botryosphaeriaceae. Gene Ontology annotation, cellular component: endoplasmic reticulum membrane.